Messenger RNA from Homo sapiens (human), 7474 nucleotides. It is a transcript of the gene PIP5K1B, whose product is annotated as phosphatidylinositol-4-phosphate 5-kinase type 1 beta. The transcript has 16 exons. Bases 5125 to 6747 code for a protein of 540 amino acids. Gene Ontology annotation, biological process: phosphatidylinositol metabolic process; regulation of phosphatidylinositol 3-kinase/protein kinase B signal transduction. Gene Ontology annotation, cellular component: plasma membrane; cytosol; endomembrane system. Gene Ontology annotation, molecular function: phosphatidylinositol kinase activity; 1-phosphatidylinositol-4-phosphate 5-kinase activity. NCBI's taxonomy places the organism in Eukaryota, Metazoa, Chordata, Mammalia, Primates, Hominidae. The record is from RefSeq and is a predicted model, not a curated record.
GUGGUUGUUCUUGUUCCAGGAUCCCAUCUGGAAUACCACGUUAUAUUUGUCAUUAGAUUUGUCAUGUCUACUUAGGCUCCUCUGGGUUAUAAGUUGACCUCCUCUUGAUCUCAGCUCACUGAAACCUCUGACUCCCGGGUUCAAGCUAUUCUUGUGCCUUAGCCUCCCAAGUAGCUGGGAUUACAGGCAUGUGCUACCACGCCCAGCUAAUGUUUUGUAUUUUUAGUAGAGAUGGCGUUUAGCCAUGUUGGCCGAGCUGGUCUCGAACUCCUGGACUCAAGUGAUCCGCUUGCCUCAGCCUCCCAAAGUGCUGGGAUUACAGGCAUGAGCCACUGUGCCCGGCCACAAAUAGAUAUUUUAAAUAUGACAAUAAUACAUGCUUUGGAGAAAGGUAAAGCAGGAUAAGGGAGUAGGGGGUUCUGAGGUGGAAUGAUGGGACUGUUACUUAUAUACAGCAGUUGAAGAAAGCCCCAUUGCUAAGGUGGCAUUUGAGCAGAGACAGGGAGGAAGCAAGGGAAUGAGCCAUGCGCAUACCACUAGGAAGAGUAUUUCAGGCAGAGGGAGCAAACAGUGCAAAAGCCUGAAGCAGGAGUGGCUUGGAACACUCCAGGAACAGCAGGUUGGUCCAUGAGCCUGGAGCAGGGUCAGCCAGGUAAUGAGAUGGAGUGAGUGAGGACAAACACAAAUUUGGGCAGGUGGUGUCUGGGAUGGAAUCACGGAAAGCGCAUGUGAGUGGCUGUCGUGGGAGCUGUGUACUGCUGUGGAGUUGGGCUAUAGAGGUCCUUGUGGGGACUUGGUCUUUUUCUUUGAGGAGAGAGGAGCUAUUGGAGGCUUUUGAGCAGAGGAAUAGGGUCAUCUGAUUUCAUAUUUGAAAAGGACCACUCUGGUCACUCUGAAUGUUGCAGAAGUAGAAAGACCAGUUAAAAAGUCUUUUACUCUACUAGUAUAUUUUAUCUUAAUCUAUUAAUCUUGAUCUAUUUGUAUGCAUAUUUCACAUGUAGUAAUUGUGUACAUACAGUUUUGCCAUCUGUGUAUUUUAACAUUUUUUUUCUGUUGCUCUGUAGUCCUCAGGUUUAUAACAUUCAGUGGCUGCAUAAUAGUUUGUGUAUUAGUCUCCUACUGCUGCUGUAAAAACUUACCACAAAUGGAAUGGCAUAAAAGGAUACAAAUUUAUUAUCUCACAGUUCUGGAGGUCAGAGUCCUAAAAUCAAGGUGUUGGCAGAGCUGCACUCCUUCUGGAGGCUCCAGGGAGAAUCCAUUUCCUUGCUUCUUCCAUCUUUUAGAAUCCACCCUCACUCCUUGACUCAUGGCCUCUCACUCCAUCUUUAAAGCCAGCAGCAUCUUCAAACCUCACCUCUGCUUCAGUCACCACUUCUCCUAUUCUGAACCUCCUGUCUCCCACUUCUACACACUUUUGUUAUUACUUUGGGUGCAUUUGGAUAAUCUCCCCAUUUUGAGGCACUUAAUUUAAUUACAUCUCGAAGAUUCCUUUUACCAUGUAAAGUAGUAUAUUCACAAGUUCUGGGGAUUAGGAUGUGGACAUCUUUGGGGACAUUAUUCAGCCUACCACAGCUGAUGUUUUGUAGUUUACUUAACCAUUCCCAUUGUUGAAUACUUAGAAGGCAUCCAGUUUGGGGCCAUUUUGAUAUUCCUAUACUUCCUAUAAUUAUAUACUUUGACCUUCUUUUCUUUCAGAUUGUGUCUCUUAAGAUAAAUAUCCAAGUUUAGGUUUCCUGGAACAAAGAGCAUGAACAUCUUAUGUAUUUGCUUCCAAAUACAGUUAAAUUAUUGGUAAAUAUAUAAGGAUGUCAGUUUCCCUACAACGUCACCAGGUUUGCUUUCUGUCAAUUAAAGGUGUGUUUCCAGUUUGUUACAAAAUGACAUUUUAUUGGUGUGUUUAUUUUAUUUCCUUGCUGGCUAGGUUGAACCUUUUUGGAGUGUGCAUGGCGGCAUAUGUCAUUUGUAUUUUGAGAAUAGUGUUAUGUUUAUUUUGCUUUUUAGUUGUAUCUGGAGCUAGAAGAAUGGGGACAGGAUUAGACUAUUGCUUAAGUAAGGGCAUAAGGCUAGCAUGAAUAGAUGAUGUAUGCAGAACUAUGUUGCUUUCAAUUCUCCAUCAAAGGAAGUGAUUUCCAAAAUUAAAAGGGUGUUACUAAAAGGGAUUUGGAUGACAAUGAAAGAAAAUCCAGGUAAUUUGAAUGCAUUUACCUCUCUGGGGCACACUGGAUUGUAUCUCAGGGUUAGCAGGGUUGAAGGAGUUAGCAGGCAUCAUCUUUGAGCCAUUGCUGGUGAUUGUUGAGUGAACUUGGAGAGUGGCAGAGGUUCCAGAAGACCAGAGAUAUGCAAAUGUUGUUCUAUAUAGCUUUUGACAAAGUUGAAUUCCUAAAACUUUCAAUGUGUGAAAUGCACCCUUGCAAAAUUUCUGAACUAUCAUCAUAUAAAUUAUUUAGGAGUCCAGAGAAGAGAUUGCAUUGAUCCUUAGGAACCAGCAUAAAUCUACUAAUGCGUAGUGACCAAUUGUCACAUUUUCUUUUAUAAAAGGGGCUUCUAUAUUGGAAGAUAAUGCCAAAGACAUCAAAGCAUUUGACAAAUAUCUCUCACCGGUCUCCUUACGCACAUAAUAGAGAGAUGUUGGAGGAUGACAGAAUAAUGCAAUAAAUUCAUAGCUGAUUCUAUUCAUAUGCCAUAACAUAGGUAAUGACUGAGUGUUCGUCAGCCUAGAAAGAGGUUUCUAGUGGCAGGUAUUUAGGGUUUUCUUGGCCCCAAACUGAAGCAGGAUCCUUAGAACUUGGAUAGAGAUCUGAAAAAUUCAUAUGUAUGUGGCUGAUGAUGUAAACCUAUAGAAUAAAUCUUCAUAAUAUGAACUAUGAAAAUAGGCCAACACCAACUAGGUACAUUUAACAGAAAUAAUGAGAACUUCUAAAAUUGAGGUUGUAUUUAUAAUUGAAACAACAGUUGAUUUUCUUUAUUUUUGGCCGUCUUGAAUUUCACCAAUUAAAAACAGUAACACUUGUAUAGUGAAAAUGACUUUUUAAGGUUAAUUCAUGUAUGGUAGGAGAAUGCUGGGUCCACCUACAUAUGGUUGCUAUGAGAGCAUGCUAUAAUAAAGAAUUGCUGGACUGAGAGGAAAAGAUGUGAGUACUGUUCCUGUCACCACCAUAAACUAGUUGUCAUCUUGGGCCAGCAGUUGGCAUCACCUUCCUUGGAUCUGCGUAUUCUCAUCUGAAAGCUGGAGAUGACAAGGGGUGGGGUGAAGUUAGUCACUUUGCUCCAUUCCGGCUGUCAUGUGAUAUGAGGCAGUACAACUUGAUUCUCAUGUUCCUUGGCGAGUUUGGCCAAAUUUCUAGACUUUUAAAUGGACCCUUCCACAUAUUUCUAGCUUAAACAGACCCUUUCAGGCCCUCUCUGAGAAGGGGCCCCUUUUCUUUUAAUCUGCAAGUUCCUUCAGAUCACCCUUCUUCAGGAUCAUAUUAAACUAUCCACAUUUUCAACGCUUCAAUCCAAGUUUCAAACAGUGUACUUGAGCCCACUUUGAUCUCAGGAAGGCCAACAUUUUUUUUUUCUUCUUUUUGGGCUCAGGCCCAUGCCUCAACAUUUCUGGAUGAGCCUAUACCCUCUUCUUCACCGGCCAAAAAAGUUCUCCAUGGCUUUACCAUGGGGUCCAGCCUUCAGUUUCUUCAUUCUCCGUCAGCCGACCCUGAACAAUCCUGGCCACCGUUGGCAUUUGAUCAUCGACUGUUUCUCUAGCUUCCUCCCCAGCACCACUAUUUUGAUUCUGCUGUAAUCUUUAUGACCAUUUAAUUUUGAAUUUUUAAACUUCAUAUUUUAUUUUCCUAUUUCAUAUCUUCACAUUAUCAUUUGUAAAGGAGUUUAAAAUAUUUCAUGUGCCUCGAUUUACUCUUGCAUAGUCUGAUUUUCCCCUCUUAUCAGUCCUCAAAUAUCAUCAACUCUUUGUUUUCUGCUCUUAUGGGACGCAACAUUUGUACAUCUUCAUACAAUCUAGCCUUUGGCUUCUUUUGUCUAUAUACUUAGAUUAACCUCUCAGAGUUGGAGAUCUUUGACUGAGGGAUAUAGUAGUAUAGUUCUUGAUCCAUUUUGGGUACCUUUAUUUUGACUGACAAAGACAAGAGGCCACGUUAGCACAUUAUAUUCUUUCCUUAAAACUUUAAAAUAUUUAAGAAGGCAGCAUUUAUAUUUAAACAUAAAUUUCAGCCUCCUUCUUGGGGCUUCCCUUAAUACCAAAGUAAUUUUGGUUGGAGGAAUGUUUUGCAGGCUGUGAUAUCUCAGAUUGCAACACUUCUCAGCCUGCUGUUUCCUGUGCUUCUCCUCCAGCUCCUUCCACUGAGAAUUCUCCCCAGGCAGCAUUUUCACGCUUUCAGUGCUCAUUUCAGGCACUCUCUGCUCUGCUGUGCCUAUGCAUGCUUGAGGCUUUGCCCUAAACUCAUGUGACCUGCAUAGCUAAUUUCAGGUUCUCAGUCUAGGCUUACUACUGCUGAACCCAAGAGACUGAUGUAUUGCCCAGACUCCUGCACGCUGUCUGCCAGCCACAGGUACAUUCUGGGGUCAUGUAUUAUGCUCCUGGUUAGCACAUUGGGCAGGGAACAAGCUACCCAUUGUGGCUGUGACCAGGUAUAGAGUCUCUGCUUAUCUGAAAAACAGUUCUUUGACCUCACUACCUGUGGCCAUUCCUUCCUGCUACUGUGUCCUUGAUCAGCCAGCUCCCCACCCUUUGCCUAGAAAGCAUUCCCAAUCCCUACCAGUAAGAUAAAGGGAGCAAAACAGAAAGCCAGUUCUGUGUGGCCCAAGGCUCUGCUAUAUAUGUGUUUGCAUCCAGUGUCUGAAUUUUCUCCCUGAAGAAAUGGAAGAUCUUGGGACGGAUCUUUUGAUGAGGAAGCCAAGGCCCAGCAGAGCUGAGAUGUGACUGCAGAGCCGUCCAACCCCAGUCCUGUGACCUUUCUCUGGUGCCUGAUACCUCUCAGCAUUUGAGGGCCUUUUCUCUUCCUGCUUCAUCUCUAAAGGUCCUUCUAGGAGAGAGGUGAAAGAAACCUGGCAAAGAAAACGGUCUCGACAAUGAGUAGGCCACCCAUCACUACUAACUACAGAUGACUUGCCAUUUCAUUUACAAAGAUGUCUUCUGCUGCUGAAAAUGGAGAGGCAGCACCUGGAAAACAAAAUGAAGAAAAAACCUAUAAAAAGACUGCAUCAUCUGCUAUUAAAGGUGCUAUUCAGCUGGGAAUAGGAUACACAGUGGGUAAUCUCACUUCCAAGCCAGAACGAGAUGUUCUUAUGCAAGACUUUUAUGUGGUGGAAAGUGUGUUCCUACCCAGCGAAGGGAGCAAUCUGACCCCAGCACAUCACUACCCAGACUUUAGAUUUAAGACAUACGCUCCAUUAGCAUUCCGAUAUUUCAGAGAACUUUUUGGUAUCAAGCCUGAUGAUUACUUGUAUUCCAUCUGCAGUGAACCUCUAAUAGAACUGUCUAACCCUGGAGCCAGUGGAUCCUUGUUUUUUGUGACCAGUGAUGAUGAAUUUAUCAUCAAAACAGUUCAGCACAAAGAAGCUGAGUUUCUUCAGAAGCUACUGCCAGGCUAUUACAUGAAUUUAAACCAGAAUCCAAGGACUCUUUUGCCAAAAUUUUACGGACUGUAUUGUAUGCAAUCAGGAGGCAUUAAUAUCAGGAUUGUGGUGAUGAACAACGUUUUGCCACGCUCCAUGAGAAUGCACUUUACAUAUGACUUGAAAGGCUCAACGUAUAAGCGAAGAGCAUCCCGUAAAGAGAGAGAGAAAUCCAACCCCACAUUUAAGGACUUAGAUUUCCUGCAAGACAUGCACGAAGGGUUGUAUUUUGAUACGGAAACAUACAACGCGCUUAUGAAAACACUUCAGAGAGACUGCCGGGUGCUAGAAAGCUUCAAGAUCAUGGAUUAUAGCCUUCUGUUGGGAAUUCAUUUCCUGGACCAUUCCCUCAAAGAGAAAGAGGAGGAGACCCCACAAAAUGUGCCUGAUGCUAAGCGGACUGGGAUGCAGAAGGUUCUCUACUCAACAGCCAUGGAAUCUAUCCAGGGUCCAGGGAAAUCUGGAGAUGGGAUAAUCACAGAGAACCCAGACACAAUGGGAGGCAUUCCAGCUAAAAGCCAUAGGGGAGAAAAACUACUUUUAUUUAUGGGCAUUAUUGACAUUCUGCAAUCAUAUAGGUUAAUGAAGAAGUUAGAACAUUCCUGGAAAGCUCUUGUUUAUGAUGGGGACACUGUUUCUGUUCAUAGACCAAGCUUUUAUGCAGACAGAUUUCUUAAGUUCAUGAAUUCCAGAGUUUUCAAGAAAAUUCAAGCUUUGAAGGCUUCACCGUCUAAGAAACGGUGCAAUUCAAUCGCCGCCCUAAAGGCCACUUCACAGGAGAUUGUGUCCUCAAUUAGCCAGGAAUGGAAGGAUGAGAAGCGGGAUUUGCUGACUGAAGGACAAAGUUUUAGCAGCCUUGAUGAAGAAGCCCUGGGAUCCCGACACAGGCCAGACCUGGUCCCUAGCACUCCAUCACUGUUUGAAGCUGCUUCCUUGGCAACCACAAUUUCAUCUUCUUCCUUAUACGUCAAUGAGCACUAUCCACACGACAGGCCUACACUCUAUUCAAACAGCAAAGGGUUACCUUCCAGUUCAACAUUUACCUUGGAAGAGGGGACCAUCUACUUGACCGCUGAGCCCAACACUCUGGAAGUGCAGGAUGACAAUGCUUCUGUGCUUGACGUCUAUUUAUAAGUGAAAAUGGUGAUCACCUAAGCACAUGGAUGAGACGUGAGCACAGUUAUGGCAGAGAAGUUUCUCCGCACCAGAAUUAUCCACAGCAACUUGGCUGAGCCCCACUACACACAGAGAAAUCAUCAACCUGACUUAAGAGUUUUCAAGAUGUCAACUUCAGGCUGAUCAGCAGAUGGGAUGUGAAAAAUACUACCCUAUUCUAUCAUUUGCUGUUGCUUGCUGAACUGUGAAGAACUGCAUGAACUAUAUUUAAGCUGCUUUCUGUACCAUUGCCAAUCACCUUUUUGGAGUUGGAAGUGCUAUUUUCCUAUGGACUUUUGCAUUAUUUCAUUGUGCAUGCAUCCAGUGAUUAUACAUAAGCAACAUAUGUAAUCUGCUUAUAUAUUUUUAAAAAUCCAUCCACACACAUGGUAAAUUAAGUAUAAAUUCUUUUGCAAAAUUAUAGUUCAUGUCAUUGAAAGUUUAAAUUGGUUUCAUUUAAAGAUCAAUAUACUAGGUCUGCCUUCACUUUAUAGAAAACUAGCUUCUAUAAAGAUUUUUUCACUGUUUACUAGUGAAAUGAGAAAAGCAAAGCUAUUUAUAAAAGGCCUUAUGUCGUGUACAUACAUUGUCUUUGAAAUAUUUGUGAUCUAGUUUAUUGCUUGUAAAAGAGAAAUUAUAUAAUUUAUUUAGUAAAUACUACUGUAAACUAUAGUUUUGUGAGAGAAAUAAAAUAUUUUGUUCUCAA